Messenger RNA from Mya arenaria, 2897 nucleotides. Its product is annotated as B-cell CLL/lymphoma 7 protein family member A-like. The record is from RefSeq and is a predicted model, not a curated record. Lineage: Eukaryota; Metazoa; Mollusca; Bivalvia; Myida; Myidae. The transcript is spliced from 6 exons. The coding region runs from base 97 to 615 and encodes 172 amino acids.
GCUGUGUUAACAUCCGGGCGUUUCUGACAAUAAUCUCUUCUAUUUUCGACACGCUGCAUAACGAGUUAUUUGAUUAUAAAGCGCAAAUUUUAAAGUAUGUUAUCUCGGUCAAUACGCGCAGAAACCCGCAGCAGAGCGAAAGAGGACAUCAAAAGAGUCAUCACUGCUAUUGAUAAAGUCAGAACCUGGGAGAAACGAUGGGUCACAAUAGGAGAUACAAGCAUGAAGGUGUUCAAGUGGGUCCCAGUUACUGCCUCGACACCAAGCUCUCAAAAAAUGUUCGGGAAGAAGGUGGCUCACACUUCAAAGAACCGGGUGGGAAGGGCGCCCAAGGACCUCUCAAAUGGAGAAGACAGCAAUCAGGGUAGUCCAGACAUCAAUCUUGAUGAAUCCACACGGCAGUCUCAGGGUUCAGACAGUGGGUCACUGAGCAAGUUUAACGAUGAUUCCAACAUGUCAUUCCCAGGGGACAUGAGAAACCAUGAAGAUAGUAAUGACACCAACAUGAGUGCUGCCCUGAAAUUGGUGCGUAGGGAUAUCAAUGGAGAUGAAUCAAAUGAUUCGUCAGGAAUGCCCUCACCAGCUAAGAAAUUAAGCACAGACGAGAAAUCCUGAGACGUCUCUCAUGGGGCGGCCACUGCCUGUAGUCAUUUCUUCACAUCUUUUCACUUCACAUUGAGGCCUAUAUAUAUAAAUAUAGAUAUAUGACAUCACUGGAUCAAAUUUUGUGAUAUAACUUUGUCGUAAAACAUGCACGGUGGUCAUGGACUCGUGGUCAUAGUGGAACUGUCAUUACUUUGUUGUGUCAUGUAGUGGUCAUGGUGAUACUGUCAAACGUGGAAUGGUUGAGGUUGGUUAGGGUUCUUAACUUCUACUUUUGUGAUUCCAUCAUGUUGCAUACUCAAACGUUGCUAAAUGUUUUACAAGGUAUGAAAACCUUUUGUGUAUAUGGUUCUCAAUAUGGUACAAUGUACAGACAUAGGCCAAGUAUCUCGCGAACAUAGGCACAAUACCUCGUGAACAUGGGCACAGCGCCUUGCAAACAGGCAGAGUGCCUCGUGAACAUUGGCCAAGUAUCUUGUGAACAUGAGCACAGUACCUCGUGAACAUAGGCACAGUGCCUUGCUAUCAUAGGCUAAGUGCCUUGCGAUCGUAGGCUAAGUGCCUUGCGAUCAUAGGUACAGUGCCUUGCGAUCAUAGGCUAAGUGCCUUGCGAUCAUAGGUACAGUGCCUUGCGAUCAUAGGCUAAGUGCCUUGCGAUCAUAGGUACAGGCCUUGCGAUCAUAGGUACAGUGCCUUGCGAUCAUAGGCUUAGUGCCUUGCGAUCAUAGGUACAGUGCCUCGCAAACAUAGAUACAGUGCCUUGCGAUCAUAGGCUUAGUGCCUUGCGAUCAUAGGCACAGUGCCUUGCGAAUAUUGGCACAGAAGCCUCGCAAACAUUGUCACAGACAAGACAAGUAGGAAAUUACGUGUUCUGAUAUCUGCUAUGUAAUUGAAUAAUUAGAUGGUGAUAAAUACAUGUUAUAAGGUGACUCACUGUGUAUGAUUAUUUUCUUGUACUAGUAUUAUUGGGCAUUUAAAAGAUAGAAGUAAUAAGGGUACCUUUGACAAUACAGUUUUCUAUUCUUGACAAUCAUUCGUCUCUAAAUCUCAUUUAGCUUCCUUAUUGCCUUUGCGUUUUAAAAAUGAAAACAUUAUUAUAGAAUUUAUAGUGGAUGUGUCUUGAUUAAUAGACAAUAGUCCAAAUUCGCACAAGUCUGGCACUUAUGAAUUGUCUGCAUUGCUUUUAAUCACAACUAAAAAGUAAUGUAACAAAUGGGGCUUGUUGAUAUAAAUUCACAUUUCGAUGACCGAUGUUUAUCAUUUACUUAUCUGCCCUUCUAAGAAGGCUACCAUAUAUGAAUGUGUAUGAGUUUUUCAGUAAAAAUGAAGAUUCAACUGAAUUUAGCUGCUUGAAAGUUUUUCCCAGAAUCCACCAAAUUACUACUAUCUGUGCAUAAUAAUGUUUGACGCAUAUGAUUUCUUAAAAUACUUCAUAAAUCAGUAAUUAUAAAUUUAAAUGACCAUGCUGCAGUAUGUUUAUUUUUUAACAGUAACCUUCUGAAUUGACAAUAAGAAAGUUCUUUAAAAAGCCAAUAUUUUUAUUAUACAACAAGUAUGAGACAUGUUUACAUUGAAAAUAAUCUUUGCUCACAUGUAUAUUUUUAUAGCUUUUGUUGUUGUCCUCGAAACAAACAGCGUAAACAUAUGUAGGUUCUGAAUUAUAUCUGUUAAAUGCUGUAUAAGUUGAAAAUCUGAAGUAUUUAUUGACUAAAUGCAUGUUAACUGUUUAUCAUUGUAAUAAUUGGCACUCAUGGUACUAUUUUCACAUAUUGUGGGAAAAUUAACUGAGAAAAUCUCGUUUAUAUGAAUAUGCAUGAGGCAGGGGGGACAACUCUUCUUCCAUUGAAAUCACAUUUUACAAUUAAAUGGUCUUAAUUACCCCUGUACUGUCAGUUGUUUCCAUAGGCGAGUAGUCUUGCAUGGCUGGGGUCAAAUUUGAACUAAUAGGGCUGGCCAAGUUCAAUAUGAUCUUUCGCAAGAAUACUCUUUCUAAGAAAAACAUUUGUACAAGUGUCUUCAUAUAUGUGUCAGAUUUCUGGUGAGGUUUCCGAGCGGAAACAACGAAACUGCCUCAUAAAUUAUUCAUUAAAAUGAGAUUUUUCUUAGCCAAAUCGCCCACGGUACACAACCAAGCAUAGUGCAUAGAUUAGUGUAUCGGGGGUAUCCGAAGAUGACUGUAUAUAUGGUGUAUAUAUUUGUUGUAAGUGCAUAAUUGUCUUGUGGUACAGUUCAUUAUUGAACUAAUUGUACUUUGAAAUUUUGAAUAAACUUCCAAAUAUAAUAAUGAAUCUUUA